UAUAUAUAUAUAUAUAUAUAUUUGGUUGGAUUUGUCCUUCAACGCAGCUCUCUCUCUCUCUCUCUUUCUCUUUAUUUCCCUCCCUCACGCAAUUCGCCCGUUGUAUUGUGGAUGACGCGGCACCCAUACCUGUGCUGUGUGCUUCUUGUGCCGGCUGGGCGUGCAGCCUGGGGAAGGAAGGGUGAUGGGGAUGCGGCUGCCAUGGUAACACGUCGAUUAGAUUCAGACCUUUGUGUGUAUUUAUUUAUUUAAUAUUUCAGUUGCGUGCGUGCGUGCGUGCCUGAGAGGUGACGGGUGUUUUGGAAGUCAGCCUGCAAUCGGAAUCAGAAUAGUAAGACUGGUGUCGCGUUCCUUUUGAGUUAUGAUUGGCCAUAGAAUUGCCUAUUUAAAUAUUUGGCUAUUCCUUCUCAAGCUCAACAAGUUAUUCCGGUUGGAACAGUUAUUCAUGGAUAUAAUUCAUUCAAGUGCACUUAAUUUCUUUGCAUGGUUUGAUUAAUCAAGAUUCGUUAAAAACAUGUAUAUGCAACGGAAGGUUUUGUUAAUCGUAAAUUAAUAGGAUGGGCUCCAAAGAUGUCGCUGUAACGGUCCAAGGAUGUCAUUGGGAGUGACUGGAGAAGUGGAAGAGGAGGGGAAACGCGUCUGAAAUAGCAGAACAUUUAUCCGGGCGGAUUUGUAGACGUCACAUAUUCUGCACUUGCCCAGGUUGUCUGUUCUGUUUGUGUGUUUCCGAACUGAAUUCCGAAAAUAACCCUAAUGCUGACGCUAACAGCUUGUCUUGUUUUACGUGCCCGGACAAAGGGAAUAUUAUUGGGUGUUAGGCGAGUGUCGACUAAAUUGGGGGUACCACCACUUGCAUAUGUACUCUUGCUUAUUUUCGUGUCUGUGUGUGUGUAUCUCUGUCUGUGUGUGUGUAUCUCUGUCUGUGUGUGUGUAUCUCUGUCUGUGUGUGUAUCUCUGUCUGUGUGUGUAUCUCUGUCUGUGUUUGAAAGCGUGUUUCAGUAUAAAUCGGUGCGUUGGUGAGUCAGACUGUGUGCAAGUGUCUGUCUGUGUGUGUCUCCUGCCCGUUUGUGUCCGUUAAAAACAAACCAAUCCGUACUGAUGAGGCUCACGUGUACUUGUCAUUCAUAGGUAGCCAACCACCCAAAACUACCACCUCUCAUCCACUGUCAAGAUGAACUCUUACAGAAUACUGCCAUGUGUCGAUGAGAGCAAGAGGGAGACAUAUCCUUGACAACCAGAGAGGGAGGGUCAAAGAGCGACCUGCGUCAUUAUCCCUGAGAGAGAGACCAGGAAUUAGGUGCCAAUAUGCCUGGUGUGGAAACGCUGAGGGCGGCAGUAGAAAGGAGAAGGUGGGCCUCAGGCCAGGAGAACAAGGGAGGAUGGAGAGAUCUCGAUGAAGAAAAGCGAGCUGGGGAAAGGAGGAGAUAAGAGAAAGCACUGCCAGCAUAUUUUUGGAGUGACAAAUCUAUUCGUUUUUACGUGGCAAACACCCAGAGGUGGGGUUAGGAUGCACAGAUCAGUGGAGAGGAGACAGAUCACUACAAGCCAUUGGAGAUUAUAAAAACUUGAGGUCAACUAUUUAAUCACCACCUUUCUCUUUCCCCAGACAGUCUUAGCUAGUAGCCUGUUAUUAGGCUCCUAGUUGAACAUUGACAGGACAUAUUGUCCCAUUUGGACAAUCUGUUUCCAGCGUGAGAGUGACAGAGAGUGAAUCUGAGAGUGACAGGUUAUAUUGAUCUCCCUUUGUCCCCCUUCUCCCUGGUUAGGGGAUGGAUGGGGUGGCGGGAGGUGUUGGGCCCCCUGGCGGGGGUGAGGGUCGGCCAGGUCGUAGUGGAGGAGACUCUAAAAGGCGCAGUAAGGGCAGCCUGCCCUCCCCAGGGUACCGCCUCUCCCAGGCAUCGCUGGAGGGUGACAGGUCAGGGGUCGAGGGGUCCGGUUCCGGAGGGGGGCGACGGCGCCUCUCCAUCUUGAGUGCCACCAGAGACGGCCUCCCCUUCCAUUCAGCUGGCACCCCGACCACCCCUGUCCCCCUGCCCCCUCCUCCAGCCCCCUUCUCCUCCACCCAGCAGCGUUCUGUUGGCUUUUCCUCGUCACGCGCCGCCCUUGCCUCCACUUCCUCCUCCACCGGCACCGGAGUGGUCGUUGUAGCGUUGGGCCCGGAAACCACGACAAACACGGCUUGUAACACCGUGGCGGGCACGCCGGAGAUGGGGAGUCUGUCUGGGACGGGGGGCAUGGGGGGGUUUGGGAUGGGUCUAGACGGGGAGGACUACAGCUACUCCAACCAGUCCACCUUCAUCCAGAGACAGUUUGGAGCCAUGCUGCAGCCGGGGGUCAACAAGUUCAGCCUGCGCAUGUUUGGGUCCCACAAGGCUGUGGCCAUGGAGCAGGAGAGACUCAAAUCAGCAGGAGAGUGGAUCAUACACCCCUACAGCGACUUCAGGUUCUACUGGGAUCUGAUCAUGUUGUGUUUGAUGAUGGGGAACCUGAUCGUCCUGCCAGUAGGAAUCACCUUCUUUAAGGAUGAGAACACUCCUCCCUGGAUCAUCUUCAACGUGGUCUCUGAUACUCUCUUCCUGGUAGACCUGGUCCUCAACUUCAGGACUGGUAUCGUCAAGGAGGACAGCACUGAGAUACUGCUAGACCCCAAGGCUAUCCGUCAGCGCUACCUAAAGAGCUGGUUUGCGGUGGACUUUGUGUCGUCCAUCCCUGUGGACUAUAUCUUCCUGAUGGUGGACUUGGAGGCCCGGCUGGACUCAGAGGUUUACAGGACGGCCAGGGCCCUCCGCAUCGUACGCUUCACCAAGAUCCUCAGCCUGCUACGCCUGCUACGCCUGUCACGACUCAUACGCUACAUCCACCAGUGGGAGGAGAUCUUCCAUAUGACCUAUGACCUGGCCAGUGCCAUGGUGAGGAUAGUCAACCUGAUAGGCAUGAUGCUGCUGCUGUGCCACUGGGACGGAUGUCUACAGUUCCUGGUUCCCAUGCUGCAGGACUUCCCCCUGGACUGCUGGGUCUCCAAGAAUAACAUGGUGAAUGAUACGUGGGGGAUCCAGUACUCCUAUGCCCUUUUCAAGGCGAUGAGCCACAUGUUGUGUAUUGGCUACGGUGCCCAGGCUCCAGAGGGCAUGACAGACGUGUGGCUCACCAUGCUCAGUAUGAUCAUUGGUGCCACCUGCUAUGCCAUGUUCAUCGGCCAUGCCACCGCUCUCAUACAGUCCCUGGACUCCUCAAGACGACAGUACCAGGAGAAAUAUAAGCAGGUGGAGCAGUACAUGUCGUUCCAUAAGCUCCCUGCAGAUGUCCGUCAGAGGAUUCAUGAGUACUAUGAGCAUCGCUUCCAGGGCAAGAUGUUUGACGAGGAGAACAUACUGGGUGAACUCAGCGAACCACUAAAGGAGGCGAUAGUUAGCUUUAACUGCCGUAGCCUGGUGGCUCACAUGCCGCUGUUUGCUAACGCGGACCCUAACUUUGUGACGGCAGUGCUGACCAAGCUUCGCUUCGAGGUGUUCCAGCCCAAUGACUUCAUCAUCCGUGAGGGCACGGUGGGACGCAAGAUGUACUUCAUUCAACACGGACGAGUCGGCAUACUCACCCGCGGAAACAAGGAGACCAAACUCAGUGACGGGUCCUACUUUGGGGAGAUCUGUCUGUUGACUCGGGGCCGGAGGACGGCGAGCGUCAGAGCAGAUACAUACUGUCGUCUCUACUCCCUCAGUGUGGACAGCUUCAACGAGGUCCUGGAGGAACACCCUAUGAUGAGGCGGGCCUUCGAGACGGUGGCCGUCGACCGGUUGGACCGCAUCGGUAGGAAGAACUCUAUCCUGAUGAGGAAGCCGUCCCAGGCGGGUUCCAUGGCGGGGGGCAGCGGUUUGGGGCGUGGGGGUCGAGGAGGAGGGGGGGCAGGGCUAGGCAUGGGGGGGCUGGGCUCCUGUGACAGCAUGCUGGUUCAGCAGAUUGUUAAACACGACAGCAUGCCAGCCAUGCAGGAGGCCAUCGCUGCUGCCGCUGCAGGAAGGGGAGGGGCCACGGGAGGAAGUGGUACUGUCUCCCCUAGGCCCCACCCACUGAUCUGGGCUCCACUGAUCCACGCUCCGCUCCAGACGGCGGCCGCUACGACUAACGUGGCCAUCGCCCUCAUGCACCAGCAGCAGCAGCAACAGCAGCUUCAACAUCAGCUACAGCAGCAACAUGCGCUAGGAGGCGCUAUAUUCCUCCCCUCCAUCUCUCCAUCGCCCUCCGUCUCCUUCCCCCUCUCCCCCCCGCGGCCCCCUGUCCUGCAGCCCCUGCGCCCCUCUGUGAGUUCCCUCAUUGGGAUGAUGGGGGUAGGAGGGAUGGGGGGGCUGUCCCCUAGAGGGGUGUUUCCUGCCUUCCCCUCCCCCUCGCCCUUCCCCAUGGCCCCCCUGGGAGGUGUGAUAUCACCCCCUGUUGCUCAAACCCCACCCACACCGGCCUCCUCUGUCUCCACGUCAGUCCAAUUAGGAAAGACCCUGCACUACAGUCUCCGUCUCCACCCGGAACACUCUUCAGUGAUGGGUGGAACCCCAGGAAUCCCCAAGGUAGGAGGGGCCACCACACCCCAUCUGUUCUACCACGUGAAUCCAACUGCAGCCACAAGUGUCAUGUCAGACAAUUGCAGUUCCAUGGCUGGCCAGCAUGGAGCCAAGGAGGCGCUAUUGCGUCAUGGAGGCAGCAGCAACCAGGGCCUGCCUGCACUUGGGAGGCUCACCCAGGAGGCCAGGCUCCUCUCCGCCUCGCAGCCCACCCUGCCUCAUCGAUCCUGGGCAAGCAUGCAGCCUCACCCCCCUCUCGAGCGGAAGGCCUCUGGAGGUAACCUGCUGCCAGCCUCGUUCCUGGCUGGGACGCAGCUAGCCAGGGGUGGCAGUGUGGGGGUGUUGACUACUCCCCUGCCAGUACAAGUCCCAGCACAACAGUUACAGAUGCCCCCAUUCAAUGCACAGAUACAAGCACAUAACCUGGGCUCUAUACAGCCCCUCCCUGAUCCUGUCUCUACACACUGCCCUGCACAUACACACACAGCCACACACACACAUCCUGUCGCUGUACCUGCAGCCACACCCACAUCAGCUUCUCCCCUGGCCUCCUACACUUCCUCCCCCAAACAAACCCCCCUCUCCUUUUUCACCCCCUCUCCUGCUCCCGCUCCUUUCUCCCUCAUCCCAGCCCUGCCACUAACCCCUCGCCCCAAACUCACCCCUACACCCCCAUCUCGCUCCUCCUCUCCUCCCCCUGCUCCAUCCCUCCCUCUGCCGGAACUACUCCACUCACCUCAACCCCGCCCCAAACCCACCCCUACACCCCCAUCUCGCUCUUCUUCACCCUCUCCCUCCUCCACUCCCCCUCCCUACUCUGUCAGUGCUCCUCUCUCACUUCCACAAACCCAUGGGCGCAAGUCCUCUCUCGCGGCCCCCUCUCCCUCCUCUUCCCUACCUUCCUCUCCCACUCUUCUUCAGAGCCCCCUAAUCAAGCCUCCCCCCUACACCCCCUCCCCUUACCCUCUAUCUGGGCCCACCCCUACCCCCUCUAAAGCCUUUACCCCUAUCCAGACUCAUACCCCUACCACUACCCUCUCUCAACCCUCCAAUCGUCCCCCUACACCUAUUUCUACUCCUGUUCCCAUUCAGAGCCAAACCCUAACUGCAACCCCCAUCCCAGCCUCCACUCCCACCCCAGCCCCCACCCCAGCCUCCACUCCCACCCCAGCCUCCACUCCCACUCCCACCCCAGCCCCCACCCCAGCCUCCAAUUCCACCCCAGCGCCCACCCCAGCCUCCACUCCCACCCCAGCCUCCACUCCCACCCCAGCCUCCACCCCACCCUCCACUCCCACCCCAGCCCCCACCCCAGCCUCCACUCCCACCCCAGCCUCCACUCCCACCCUAGCUCCAACCUCAACCUUGAUUCCCACCCCGUCUUCCAGUAAACCUCCCACUCCUAUCUCUAUUCCUCCACCUGCCCAACCCCUAGUCCAAACCCCUGCCCCAAAACCCUUUUCUAAAUGUUCUGUUACCCCCACAAUCCCACCUGUACCUAUCCAUACCCCAAAACAAUCCUCCACCCCCAAACCUGCAUCAACCCAUACCCCAAAACAGAGCCAACCUUUAGGUCCUGUCCCCACACCUACCUGUACCCCUUACACCAGUCAUGCUCCAAAGCUGACCACAGCCGUAACACCUGUCCAAACCUCCACUACCACCCUCCCACCCACUCAGGUGGUCCCAGGCCCUGCCACCUCCCUCUCUCAAACCUGUAGCCCCCCAGCCACCUCUGCCCCCUCCGCCUCUCCCAAGGGGGGCAAGAAGGACCCGUAGCUGCCUCAGACAGGGAAAGACUAAUAGGGACUGAGAGAAAAACUGCCUGCCAACAUGUGAUGGUCCUGGAGGAAAUUAUCUGAUUGGAGGAUGGACUUUUCGGGCCAGAUAUACUGUGUAGAUUGUGUCACCAAACACCCCAUGCUCCAAUUAAAGUAGCACACUGUAGGGAAUAGGGUACUGCAGAUUUGAGUUCAACAAACUAUCCUCCAAACAGUCCAUGACUUGCGACUAGGUUUUAACAGUUGUUGCCAACAUGGCAUGCCAAAAUUCUAGAUUCAAACCGAGUUCGGCAGACUCUGUCUAUCUAUAGCUCUGGUGACUAGGGCAGGCUAGAGUAGAAUCACAGUUUAUGUUUGAAGUCCAAACAUGUAGAUACAUAUCUGUGUAAGUGAUUGUUGGAGCAAGCAAGAGAGAUGAAGUGGAAAGAUAAUGGCAGCACACAGUGGGAGGGAAAGACGAGGACGAUGAUGACAAAGAUAGCAAUGGGGUUCGUUGCAUCUUGCUGCUGAUUGGAGGAGGGCUAGCCAAUUCUAAAACGACCAAUAAGAUAGGCACUUCCUGAUUUCCAGCUUCCCCUCCCUUUUGCCUCUCGCCCUUCACCAAAGUGUAAUAUUUUGUCAUUAUAUGAUUAAUCAUAGUAUGAGAUUACUAAUCACUGUAAAGUUAAUCAUCAUAUUGAUCAGUAACUAUAGGAGCGAUUGAUCCACUUGUAGUUAUGUUGUCCAAGUUGUGUGGUGUUUAGCUUCGUUUAGCUUCGUUGUUCACACAACUUCUGUAACUGAAUUGUGUUUUUUGGUGCAACACUUAAUAAUGCUCCCUCGUAAACUGUGGAUGUAGGUUUAUUUGUUCCGCCUAGCUUCCUGUAAAUGCAUGCCUCUCUCUCUAUUCCCUCCUCUUCCCUCGUUCCUCACCUCCUCUGGCUCCUGUCUGCUUUCAUCCUGUCUUUCAUCUCUGUAUGUCGGAUCCUCCUUUCAUCUUUCACAGAGCUUUUGUAGUUAACUACUGUUCCAGGGACAUUCACAGAUGCUCUCUACCUCUCUCCAUCUCUGACUUUUCCCUCUCUCUACUGUAUCUCUCUCUAUCAUUCCCUCCCUCCAUCCAUCCAUCCCUCCCUCCCCCUCCUUUGUUCCCUCCCUUGUCCUGGUGUCAUGUCCAGUGCUGUUUGAUGUUUUCUGUGGGUAGCAACAGAGCAUUCCUCUUUUAACCCUUGAUACCAUGUUGCCUAGAUUAUAUUUAAGGACCAAAUGUUUUAUUUUUUAUCUGUGAUCACAGCUUUAGCUUUUGAGCAAAAUCAAUGAAAUGAUAGUUGUUGAUGAUGAUGUUAUUGAUGACCGUGAUGAUGUUAUUGAUGAUGAUGAUGAGGAUGACCAUGAUGAUGAGGAUGACCAUGAUGAUGUUAUUGAUGACCAUGAUGAUGUUAUUGAUGAUGAUGUUAUUGAUGACCAUGGUGAUGGGGAUGAUGAGGAUGACCAUGAUGAUGUUAUUGAUGAUGAUGUUAUUGAUGAUGAUGAGGAUGACCAUGAUGAUGUUAUUGAUGAUGAUGAGGAUGACCAUGAUGAUGUUAUUGAUGAUGAUGAUGAGGAUGACCGUGAUGAUGAUGAUGAUGAUGACCAUGAUGGUGUUAUUGAUGAUGAUGAGGAUGACCAUGAUGAUGUAAUUGAUGAUGAUGAGGAUGACCAUGAUGAUGUUAUUGAUGAUGAGGAGGAUGACCAUGAUGAUGUUAUUGAUGAUGAUGAGGAUGACCAUGAUGUUAUUGAUGAUGUUACUGAUGAUGACCAUGAUGAUGGUGACGGUAAGAAUGUUUUUGAUGAUAGGUAGAAUAAAGCACAUUUAGAAAGUCA
Messenger RNA from Oncorhynchus nerka (sockeye salmon), 8176 nucleotides. RefSeq names its product potassium/sodium hyperpolarization-activated cyclic nucleotide-gated channel 1-like. Gene Ontology annotation, molecular function: voltage-gated potassium channel activity. Gene Ontology annotation, cellular component: axon; HCN channel complex; membrane. The record is from RefSeq and is a predicted model, not a curated record. Gene Ontology annotation, biological process: potassium ion transmembrane transport; sodium ion transmembrane transport; regulation of membrane depolarization. Lineage: Eukaryota; Metazoa; Chordata; Actinopteri; Salmoniformes; Salmonidae.